AAAGGUUCACCUUUUUCGAAUUAUCGACCAUUUCCAUAACACCUUUGACAUCUUUGCAUUUAAUGUCUCAAUUCUAAUCUUUAUUCACUUAUCACUCGUCUUCUUGUUUUCGCUCUUCUAACUUGGCAUACAAUUAACAAGCCAAACUGCAAUUCACAGUACAAGACAGAUCCUUACGUAGUAAAGCAGAUACAACAAGGACCCAAUAACCAAUGGCUACCGCGCAAAUCCAAACUCUAGCCAACAAAGAAUCGCAAAUAUCCGACCUGCAAACAAUUUCCAAACUAUUCCAUCUUAUUUUCCAUCGAAACAAGAACCAGCAUCGACUGACAAAAUGGUGGCGAUGGUUCGCCAUGCUCCGCCGGUCUACAGAUCGGCUUCUCCUUGAGCUUGAACAUGUCAAAUCGACUCCUUCUUUUGCUGAAGAAGCCGAGGCCCUGGCGCAGAGAGCAGGCGCUCGCGUAGAGUAUAUCUCUGAGGUUUUGGUGCCCAGAUGUCAUCUUGCAUUCAAAAACCUCACCAGCGACAAUCAAUUCGCGCCUCUCGGUCUCGUGCUCAUGGCAAAUCUAAGUCGACUAGACAGCAUUCUUGGCCGAUAUUACGCGCGCAAAAACACACACUUGCCACGGCGGUACUAUGAGUUUCACGAGCAAAAGUUAGCAGAGGACAUGGCUCGAGCUGCGGUGCUUGCUACAACUCCUCAGGGAGGCAUGUUAGCGGGCGAGUCAAGAAAGAAAAAUAAAAAAGAAGGAAGAGGAGGAGGAGGUGGGGCCGAAACCGCGAACUCUGUUCCCAUGAGCUCAGCAGCAGCAUUUCCCGAGGGCGGAGAAGAAGACGACAUUGGAGAAGCUGUUUCACGAGAUGCGGUCUUUGACGAUGAUGAUCUUGAUGUUGCUGCCGAUGCCGAUAUGGACAUGAAUCAAGACGCUGCGGAAGUGGAACUAAAACAGGCGUCCGCGGAUGAUGGAAGAUUACCGGGAACGAGCCCGAAUGUAACAGAAUCACUAGGCUUCAACUCUGAUUCAGAUGCUCAGGAACAGCCAGCGCCACCAGGUACUGAUGUUCUUUCAGAAGACAAGUCUUCUGGUGCUGGGCAAGCCUCCAAAAAGGCAUCAGGGUUGAAGAAAAAGAGGACAGGUGAUGACUCGACGAGUAUUCAGAAAAAGAAGAAUAAAAAGGAUGGGAGACAAUUCGGGGAGGGUCUUUCUACUGUCGCAGCAGCGAGGCCGGAAAAGACUGAGAGGGAGACGUCAAAUGUUAGACCUAUGCCCAAGGAAUUCAAGGAAGGUCUCAAGAAGAAAUCGACGAGCGAAGACAAAGACAAGAAAAAGAAGAAAAAGUCGAAAAACGCCAUUGAUGAUCUUUUUGCUGGACUGGGGUAAAUAACUUGACAGUCUGUUUUUAUUCAUUAAAGCCUUCUUUGAUCUCUCAAACUACCAAGUGGUUGCAUCUCCGCACGACCACAUAGCCUUGGGCUGCCAUUACCCGCUCUAUGGAAUGAUAUUCGAACAGGAAUGAGCAUUUCCAGGAAAAGGGUAAAAAAAAUGGCAUCCAUUUGAGUCUAUACUACUAGCCAG
This is a messenger RNA of Xylona heveae TC161, 1577 nucleotides long. RefSeq lists its product as hypothetical. Gene Ontology annotation, molecular function: rRNA primary transcript binding. Gene Ontology annotation, biological process: nuclear-transcribed mRNA catabolic process, RNase MRP-dependent; maturation of 5.8S rRNA from tricistronic rRNA transcript (SSU-rRNA, 5.8S rRNA, LSU-rRNA). Lineage: Eukaryota; Fungi; Ascomycota; Xylonomycetes; Xylonales; Xylonaceae. The coding region runs from base 213 to 1382 and encodes 389 amino acids. The record is from RefSeq and is a predicted model, not a curated record. The transcript has 2 exons. Gene Ontology annotation, cellular component: ribonuclease MRP complex.